Molecule: messenger RNA, 1491 nt
Organism: Amaranthus tricolor (Joseph's coat)
Lineage: Eukaryota; Viridiplantae; Streptophyta; Magnoliopsida; Caryophyllales; Amaranthaceae
Product: phosphatidylglycerophosphate phosphatase PTPMT2-like
Exons: 6
Coding region: 398-1390 (330 amino acids)
Biological process (GO): protein dephosphorylation
Molecular function (GO): phosphatidylinositol-4,5-bisphosphate 5-phosphatase activity; protein tyrosine/serine/threonine phosphatase activity
Source: RefSeq, a predicted model, not a curated record
UAGUAAUCCAAAAAAGAACCAUUUUCUCCAAAUAUUUCUUCCAUCCAGCUCAAGGAUAAAGAAAAAGGUAGUAAAAUAUUAAAAGAAAGGGAUAUACUUCACCUAAUAAACAUUUCGCCAUUUGUCCUACAUUCACGAAUCGCGCACACACUCUUUCUCUCUCUUCAUUACUGUUCGGUUUCAGUAUUGGUAAUUGAUAAAGCAAUUUACUUUGAGUUUUUUCCAAACAUUUCGACCUUCCCCUAUUUUCGAUCAAUCAAUUAAUAUAAUUAAAUCUUGUAUUCAAUCCAGUCAUGUCUAUCUCCAAUGAUUAGGGUUUCGUACCGUUUAGGGUAUGAUUGAUUUUAAUUCGGAUCUUCCACUGUUGAAUUAGGGUUAUCAAUUUUAUUUUUUGGACAUGCAUAUAGAAGAAUUUGAAGUCGACGAGGUUUGGGAAGCUGAAUCUGAUGAUAAGAAAUCUUUGCUCUAUGAUCAUCAUGAUGAUCGAAAUUGGGAUACCAAGAGGGUGUUAGUUGGAGCUGGUGCUCGUGUACUUUUUUACCCUACUCUGUUUUACAACGUUUUCAGGAACAAAUUUCAAUCAGAGUUUCGUUGGUGGGAUCGGAUUGGUCAGUUUGUGUUGCUAGGCGCUGUUCCGUUCCCCAGCGAUGUUUUGCGAUUGAAAGAGCUGGGUGUUCAUGGAGUGGUUACUCUAAAUGAACCUUAUGAGACUUUGGUCCCUACAUCUCUUUACCAUGCUCAUGGAAUUUAUCACCUUGUGCUUCCUACUAGAGACUAUCUCUUUGCUCCCUCCAUGAUAGAUAUAAGCCAAGCUGUAGACUUCAUUCAUAGAAAUGCAUGUCGUGGGUGGACGACAUAUGUACACUGUAAAGCUGGUCGGGGUCGUAGCACCACAAUCGUGCUGUGUUAUUUGGUGCAACACAAGCAAAUGACCCCUGAAGAGGCUUAUAGCUAUGUGAGAUCCAUCAGGCCAAGAGUUCAACUUGCUGCAUCCCAGUGGCAGGCUGUUAAAGAUUAUUACGAUUUAAAGGUGAAGGGAUGUCAUUCAGGUCCAGGAAACGAGUUAGUAGUUAGAAGCUCAAGACUUCUACCAGUGGGCAACUUGUUCAAAUUUGAUGAUUGCUCUGUGGUGGUGGUAACGAAAUCUGAUCUUGAGGAUUAUGCUUCAAGUCAUCCGAGUGUUGAAGGUACUCAGAUAUUGGCAGAUCUGAAUGUAAUAUACAAGGUACGUGUUGCUGGUCAUGCAGCUCUCGCAAGGCUUUCCUGCUUGUGGCUUCGUUGCCACACACAGCAGAAGAUUGCGGAAGACCAGCUCCUCAGGAAGCAUAGCUGCACAAUCAGGGCGGACCAGACAAGUGAUAACCUUACUGUUGACAUCCAUGUGUAUUAAGAUGAGGAUGGUCCUGUAUUUUCAUCAUAACCGAAGACAUUUGAUACUCUGUUUUACUGUUUCUACCCUGGUAAAUAUGAGAAGGUUAAUAAAUUGGGUUA